Molecule: messenger RNA, 978 nt
Organism: Metschnikowia bicuspidata var. bicuspidata NRRL YB-4993
Lineage: Eukaryota; Fungi; Ascomycota; Pichiomycetes; Serinales; Metschnikowiaceae
Gene: FEN1
Product: fatty acid elongase
Exons: 1
Coding region: 1-978 (325 amino acids)
Biological process (GO): very long-chain fatty acid biosynthetic process; fatty acid elongation, polyunsaturated fatty acid; fatty acid elongation, monounsaturated fatty acid
Cellular component (GO): endoplasmic reticulum membrane
Molecular function (GO): fatty acid elongase activity
Source: RefSeq, a predicted model, not a curated record
AUGUAUUCCGUGGAAACCCCGUUUUUGAUUGAGUUGUGGCCAUUAUUUGAUGCUGCUGUUACUAAGGCAUCUGGAGGCCGCUUCGUGCCCUCGCAAUUUGAGUUCGUGCCCCACCAGACGGCUUUUUCGUCCUUCCCUGUUGUUAUUGGAGCCAUCGCCGUAUACUAUACGGUGAUUUUUGGCGGCGACUACAUCUUCAAGAAAUUCAAAAUCAAGCCUUUUGUGUUAAAUGGCUUGUUUCAGAUUCAUAACUUGUUUCUUACAACCUUGUCGCUCACUUUGCUCGUGUUGAUGUGUGAAGAGCUCAUUCCCAUGAUUUACAAGUAUGGUCUCUUCUACGCUAUCUGCAAUCGUAACGCCUGGACCCAGAAAUUAGUUACCUUGUACUAUUUGAAUUACUUGACCAAAUUCUGCGAGUUCAUAGACACUGUUUUCUUGGUUGUCAAGCAGAAAAAAUUGACGUUCUUGCACACUUACCACCAUGGUGCUACUGCUUUGUUGUGUUACACCCAGUUGAUUGGCUUGACGCCGAUUUCGUGGGUCCCAAUCACUUUGAAUUUGUUUGUGCAUGUUGUGAUGUACUGGUAUUACUUCUUGGCCGCCAGAGGUAUCAGAGUCUGGUGGAAAGAGUGGGUCACCAGGCUUCAAAUCAUUCAGUUUGUCUUGGACUUGGGCUUCGUGUACUUUGCUACGUACCAAAAAAUUGCGCAUGUCUACCUUUCUAAAUUGGGUGACUUUCCUUACUGUGGUGACUGUGCCGGCACCAUGCUCGCUGCUUUCUCUGGAUGCGGCAUUUUGUCUUCCUACCUUGUCUUAUUCAUUGCGUUCUACAUUCAUGUUUACAAAAGAAAGGCUUCCAAAAAGGCCAAGGAGGUCAAAGCAGUCCCAGGCGGUGUCGCUGCUCAGGUGAAUGCGUACGUGCAUGCCAGCGGUAAGUCCAACUCUCCUGCACCAGAAGGUCUCCGUAAGAGAAACUAA